This is a messenger RNA of Moneuplotes crassus, 2359 nucleotides long. Lineage: Eukaryota; Ciliophora; Spirotrichea; Euplotida; Euplotidae. The record is from the annotation of a GenBank genome assembly.
GACCAAAAAUAGGAUCUUAAUAAAAUUAUUUACCCAUCCUCUUAAUGAAAUUUGACCAAAACGAUUACUUCAUCUUCAGAGAGAAUAUCUACAGGCUCUCUGUAGAAGAGCUCGAAUGAAUCCUUCUGGAGACAAAGGAGAAUAUUAAGUCUAUCACUUACAAUGUUGGUAAAAGAGUUGGCAAACUAGAGUACAUCAAAAUGCUUCUGGUUAUUUAUAAGAUAAAGUCAAAGGAAGUGGACUUACAGCUAUUCGAGGAUAUUUAUCAAAAACUCAUCUCUAAAGAGAAGGAUGAUAAUGAUCCUCUGUUCCCUGUUAAGUUCAAGGCUGAGUUUAUACUGAUCUUCUUCAAAAUGUUCAUGAACAACGGGUGCUACUCCAGGUGUGAAUCCCUCUUGGAAGCACAAAAAGAGCUCUAUGAGAGGAACAAAGAUAAUGAAUAUAUCGCUUUUUAUUACCACAGCACUUAUCUUUCAGCUACAUUGGAGUUUAUGACACUGAAAUCAUCCACGCCUGAGAAGCACUUCAAGAGAUACUACAGUGUAGAUGAAGAGUCUAAGACUGAGGAAAUAGUAUUCCCGGAGGAAGUCCAGAAUGAUCUCGAUUUCUUAAGGAAUAAACUUCUGUGCCAGUAUUAUCUGGAAACUGACAAGGACAAAGCAGUAGAGACCUAUGACGUCCUUCUUAGUAUCUGUGUCAACACAAAGUUAAUGUAUUAUAUGCAUGAAGCUUCAAAUCUCCUAUUUGCACUCUCGGAUAGCUUUUAUGAUGAGAUGAUACCACGAAGGAAAGUUCUACAGUCUCUCUUAGAGGCAGAGAUGAAGGAUCACCCAGAUAAAAAUAUGGCUUUUAGCAACAUCUAUUGCAACAUUUUCAAAAUUUAUGCUGCACUUGAGGAUAAGAGUAAAGAUGGGUUAACAAAGAUUGAAGAGAAUCUGACAGCAAUCUAUGAGCACAAUCGGAUGACUUCCUUCUUUGCUCUCCAUUAUGAUGUCUGUCUUUCAGUCCCUCUAUUCUCAAUAGAUCCAAAGUUUGUGAGUCAGGACAAGUUGUUCAUCAUCAAGAGAGAGUUAACAAAGUUGUCAAAGAUCUUGGAAAAUCCGAAUACAAAGCACGAGAUAAAUUAUUACAAGAUACCUACUUUCUGACUUGCUCUAAAGAUGCAGCAAACGAUAAAGACAGCUUUGGACUACAGGACGCUAUCACUGUAUGCGAAGGCACUUAGAGAUGAUAAGCUUUCGUACAUCUCUUUCAUUUCAUCAUUCGAGACGUUCCCUGCUCCAUUCAUGAAACCCUUGAUAGUGAAAGCAGUGCAGUACUGAUAUUUCUUAGGAAUCAGCAAAUUACAUAAAUUUAGGACGAACACCGAACUCCAAUUUAUGAACCUCCUGCUAGUCGUACCUGAAACAGAGGCCAUAAUGAAGGGAAAAGAUCUCCUCGAGACAAUGAUCGAUCAGUUCCAAAGGAGCAAGAACCACCGGAUCAAGGAGAAGCUCCUCGUUCUCUACCAGAUCGCAAUGAUUGUAGCCAACAGAGAGUCUGAUAAUGAAGGCUUUCUUAGUAAUGGGUUGAAAUAUUUAAAACUUGCUCCAAAGUACCUAGAAGAGAACAAUAGUGUCUGAGAUAUCUUUACAAAAGUGAUUGACUUCUGAGCAUCUCAGAGGAACAUCAAGUUAGCAAAAGAAGUUUCAGAGAACUUCUGAAAAUACACCUCAACCAAAGGAGAGAUGAACAAAGGCCACCACUUUGCUCUUUACAACAAAAGGAAGUUAGCAAUUCUGUCAAAGGACUACACAGAGGCUAAUAAGCUCAGCUUAAAGUUAACUCUUAUUUCUAAGAACGUAUUUGGAGAGAAAUCCCUGCAAUACCUGACAGCUCUAAGGGAAAUAUCCAAAGUACAUACUUCAACAGCCCAAUAUUUGGAAGGAUACAGAGUUCUUCAGAAGUGAUACGAUCUUUCCAAAGAGAUUUUUUGUACUGAGAAAACUCCUAAUAGUCCAGUCAUCUUGACAGAAAUGGCCCUUGCACAAUGCCAUAGAGGUAUCCUGGACGAUUCUGAGGAAGAAAAGGCUAGAACAGAUUCAAUGAGGACAGCUCUAUCCCAAGCAAAAGAGAUAGAAGAACAACUGACCUCAACUAGAUCAGAGAAUUACUCCAGAAUUUUGGAAGCAGAGUCUACCAUAAACACUCUAGAAGAUUUCGAAAAGGAGAAACAAAGAAGGUCUCAAAUGAAGCGACAGAAAAAGAUAGCUGGUGGGAUGUCUUUCCUUGGAGCUAUUGCAGUUGGAGCCAUGUAUUUAUUUAAAGGAGACUAAGCUCUUUAUCAGCGUGCUCAAAAAUUGCAUUAGACAUAUUAUAU